This is a messenger RNA of Parascedosporium putredinis, 966 nucleotides long. Lineage: Eukaryota; Fungi; Ascomycota; Sordariomycetes; Microascales; Microascaceae. The record is from the annotation of a GenBank genome assembly.
AUGGGUGCCGGAUCCUCAACCCCCGCCCCCGAGGGUCGCUCAGCUCGAGAAGGUGUCCUCGCCGGCGUCAUUGACGCCAUCAGCAGCACCAUCCGCACCAUGGACCUCCCUCCCGCCAUCACCGACAGGGCCCGGGAGGGCAUCCGGCUGAGCGCCGGCCUUCGUCGCCACUUCCUGUUCAACACGGGACAGGACGCCGACGACGAUGUUGCGGCCACGACGCUCGUGAUGAUGGCGGGUCUGGCGACCAAGGCCCGGCAGGCGUGCAACAUCCGCGACUACGUGACUCUCCUGGUCGAGGACACGGUGCUUCGCCUUAGCAUGGACCUAGUUGGUGCCUUUAGGACGACGGACGCGGCGCUGGUGACGGACGUGGAAAAGGGGUUGCUCGUGCUUUUGUAUUAUUGCCACGAAUCCAACAUCAAGGACUCACCGGACGAGGCGAUUGGGCAUUUGUGUAAGCUUGCUGAAAAGUACGGCGACAUCAAGGACCUUGACACGCGCAAGGAGCCACUGACAGAAACCGAGGUUUACCUCUUCUGGGCUCUAGCCUUCCUCGUCGCCAACAUCACGGCCUCCGUCCCCGAGGCCAACCUGACGGCCGAGUCCCGCACGCGCCUGGCCGCCGAGCGCGGAGUGCAGCUCAACCGACUGCUCACCGCCUGCGAGAUGCUCCUGUCGGAAGGGCGGCUCGACCAGGCGUGCUUCUGCCUCGCGUUCCUGCGGCGCAUGGUGGCGGGCGAGGAGCGCGCGUGGUGGAAGUCGAGGGCCAAGAGGAUCGCCAAGGAGCUGGGCCGGAGGAGAAAGGUGAGGCAAAAGUGGCACGAGGAGUUUGCGGCGCAGGCGGUUCGGGAGGUGGUCAAGGCACCGGAUGUGCCGGGGACGGAAGGGUGGGAGGCGAGGACGUCUAUCUCGUUUUCGAGGGAAGACUUGCGGUUCGAUCCGGAUCCGAUGAAGGGGCUGUAA